Messenger RNA from Trypanosoma grayi, 981 nucleotides. Its product is annotated as putative mitochondrial carrier protein. The coding region runs from base 1 to 981 and encodes 326 amino acids. The record is from RefSeq and is a predicted model, not a curated record. Gene Ontology annotation, molecular function: ferrous iron transmembrane transporter activity. The transcript has a single exon. Gene Ontology annotation, biological process: iron import into the mitochondrion. NCBI's taxonomy places the organism in Eukaryota, Euglenozoa, Kinetoplastea, Trypanosomatida, Trypanosomatidae. Gene Ontology annotation, cellular component: mitochondrial membrane.
AUGAUGGACGUAUUGUGCGCUGCCAUGGCGGGCAUGAUGGCCCGUCUCGUUUGCCACCCGCUCGAUACAACUAAAACGGUUGCUUUCACGGGUUUCUGCGGCGAGCACCGUGUGACGAAUGCACGACCGCGCGCAGCCUCGUCGUCUGCAUUUUUUAGCUCCAUCUGUUCGAUUUGGCAGCGGGAAGGUGUGGCGGGCUUCUACCGGGGUAUUGGCGUGGCAACACUCGGAUCCGCCCCCGGCGUAGCUCUUUACCUCACCACAUACACGUGGGCGAGCGACUUCCUGCAGCACCAGUGCCAGAAGCGUGAGGCCCAGUUCGUGGAUACCGGGAGUGCCGUGCCGUCGUGGUCUAUCUACCUGCUGUGCGGCCUUUUCGCAGAGACGGUUAGCUGCGCCUUUUGGGUGCCCAUCGACGUGACGAAGGAGCGCUUGCAGUCACAGCCCCCGUCGCAGCCGGGGAGAUACACAGGCAGCUGGGAUGCGCUCCGUACUGUAACAAGGUACGAAGGCCUGCGAGGUCUGUACAAAGGCUAUGGGUCUACAUUGGCCUCAUUUGGUCCUUAUUCGGCAGUAUACUUUGCGUUUUAUGAGUUUCUUAAUGAUAUUUUUUCCAACCGUCUCUCAUUUGGAGCGUUCACAGCCGCGCUGUAUGCUGGCGGUUUGGCUAACAUCGCUGCCUCAAUCGUGACAAAUCCACUGGAGUACGUCAAGACACGUCUGCAAGUACAGAGGGUAGUGCUGUUGAUUGAUGGAAAGCCUACAACUGUGGAGGGGUUCAACUACCGCUACACUGGGCUUGUCGACGGCUUGUGCGCUGUGGUAAGAGAGGAAGGACCCCGAGCACUUUGGCGGGGUGUGGGUAGCAGAACUGCGUAUGCAGCUCCCAACGCGGCUCUCACGAUGGCAUUCUAUAAGUAUCUCCAGCUGAGGUGUGCUCAGGACGCGGCAACAAACAGCCCGCAGUCACGCCAAGACUAG